AGCUCCUCGAAUAACGACACAGCCACUAAAGUCGAACCCUAUCUGGAAAAACGCAUUUAUGGCUUCUUAUUCUACAUCACUUCUUUCAGACAAUCAGCCUGUAAUAAUAAGGUUUCUCUAGUUUGUUUCUCUAUUGUACCACGAUGCACAUGCAGCUAGCUAGCGAAUCAACCCUACUUACAAUACAAUUUUAUAAAACUCUGUGGCUCAUUUAUCCUGUUUCAGAUUGGGGUUCAUUACCUGAACUACGACUCAUUCUCUUCUCCCAUCCGGACGACGGCGAAAAUGAUCGAGGUGGUUUGCAACGAUCGUCUUGGAAAGAAAGUCCGAGUAAAAUGCAACUCAGAGGAUACCAUCGGAGAUCUGAAGAAGCUCAUCGCAGCUCAGACAGGAACACGAUAUGACAAGAUCGUUUUGAAAAAAUGGUAUACCAUAUUUAAGGAUCAUGUGACUCUAGGAGACUAUGAAAUCCACGACGGGAUGAACCUGGAGUUGUACUACCAGUAGAUGAGAAGGACCACAAGUCAGAGAUGCUCAGACACAACUUCAUAGACACACAGCCAUGUUCAGCUGAAAGGGGGCGCCAUCCACCAGACAAAAACACACUGCUGUCUUAGUCUCAGCAUAAGCAGUUAGUAUGGUAAAGUUAUGUUCUGGUCAAAAUCCAGUGAUUUUGCUUUUCUGUAAAUAAAUGCAGUGUGUUCACAAGACAAGUUGCUGGUGAUUGUUGCAGCUUUGAAAAAUGAAUUUAUCUUUAAACAUCACCAUUUGGAUGAUUGUUUUGUGAUGCAGUGUUUUGUUUUGAUGUCAGCAAUCUCUGUGUUGAAAAUUAUUGGGAGAACACGACUAAUUGAUAGGUGAUCAAGAAGUUUUAAAGUCUGUAGAGAUGGAGUCAGCAGUGUUUCUGUGCAUUUUUCUGGACAUGUAAUUGAGUUUCUCUUCAUUAUCAAUCCAUUAUCUAAAAGGUUAAAACUAUCAAACAGGCAUAAUUUUGAUUCUUAUCUAGAUGUCUUUUGUUUUCUAUAUAAAGACGUAUGUUUUUUCCAAAACA
Molecule: messenger RNA, 1051 nt
Organism: Gambusia affinis (western mosquitofish)
Lineage: Eukaryota; Metazoa; Chordata; Actinopteri; Cyprinodontiformes; Poeciliidae
Gene: ubl5
Product: ubiquitin like 5
Exons: 5
Coding region: 286-507 (73 amino acids)
Biological process (GO): mRNA splicing, via spliceosome; protein modification process
Cellular component (GO): nucleus; cytoplasm
Molecular function (GO): protein tag activity; protein binding
Source: RefSeq, a predicted model, not a curated record